Recurvomyces mirabilis is the source of this 1854-nucleotide messenger RNA. RefSeq lists its product as uncharacterized. Gene Ontology annotation, biological process: transmembrane transport. The coding region runs from base 1 to 1854 and encodes 617 amino acids. The transcript is spliced from 2 exons. Gene Ontology annotation, cellular component: membrane. Gene Ontology annotation, molecular function: transmembrane transporter activity. The record is from RefSeq and is a predicted model, not a curated record. NCBI's taxonomy places the organism in Eukaryota, Fungi, Ascomycota, Dothideomycetes, Mycosphaerellales, Teratosphaeriaceae.
AUGGAUACAGCCGAAGCAGCCAUCGAAGCCGAAGUCGAACUCGACCAACAAGCCCUCGCCGAACGACGAGCACAUAGACGAAGAGAUGGCGAAAGAGCAGCACAGAUUUCAAAAGGAGGAAUAGACAUCAACGUCGCGCACCGACAACGAGAAGACUACUAUAAUGGCGGUAAUAAUGCCUCAGACGAUGCGGGCGAAGACUCGCCUUUGCUCCGCCAACUCACACCAGAUGAUCGACGGCCAUCGUACGAGGUCGAGGAUUACUCCCAUCUACCCUGGUAUCGCCGACCCAGCGUCUUCUGGAUGCUCGGCCCCUUCCUCCUCAUGACCCUAGCAUUCGGCGGUUCGAUCCCACCCAAGAUCAACCUCACAUUGGAGUUGAUCUGUCGGCAAUACAUUUCUGAGCGCCAGCUCGCAGACCCAGCCUUCACAAUGGUGCCCGUCGACUUCGGAAGUGGCGAUAACGAUCAAUGCCGUAUCCCCGAAGUUCAGUCCCGCGUAGCCCUCUUUACGCUGUGGGGGAGUCUGCUAGCGGGUGUCUUCUCGGCGAUCACGAGUCCGAAGCUGGGUGCGUUGUCGGAUAGGUAUGGGCGCAAACCUAUACUUAUCUUCACCUCCAUCGGCACGAUCUGCGCGGAGAUCAUCACGAUCUUUGCUGCUCUCUACCCGGAGACUUUCCCCGUAGAUCUGCUGCUCGUGGGGUACGCCAUUGACGGCCUCUUCGGGUCCUUCAUCGUAGCCAUGGCCAUCGCGAAUUCUUACGCUGCGGACUGCACACCGCCUCAGCUGCGGAACGUGGCGUUUGGAUAUUUCCAUGGUUGCCUCUUCUCUGGUCUCGCGCUAGGUCCCAUACUUGCUGGAUACCUUGUGAAAUGGACGGGACACAUCGUAGUGGUAUUUUACAUCCUCCUCGCCGUCCACACCUUCUUCGUCCUCUUCAUCGGCUUCGCAGUCCCGGAAUCGCUGUCCAAGAAACGCCAAUUCGCGUCCCGUGAGAAACACCGCAAGGAGCUGGCGGAACUUGGUCCAGCAAGCGAUUGGGUCUGGUGGGGUCGUCAGGUCAACUUGCUCGAGCCCCUCAAGAUCUUGUGGCCGACGGGUCGUCAUUCCAGCUCGAAGCUGAGGUGGAACCUGAUCGUCCUUGCGGCCGUGGAUACCAUUGCCUUUGGUGUUGCCAUGGGCAGUAUGACUUUAGUGCUGAUUUACACGAACUACCAGUUCGGCUGGAAGACUUUCGAGUCCUCGCGGUUCAUGAGUAUUGUCAACAGCUCACGAGUCUUCUGUCUUAUUGUCGUGUUACCGCUUAUCACUCGCCUCGUGAGGGGGAAAGUGGAUGCGAAGAAAAAGAAUACGGGCUCUGAUGAUUUUGACCUUACCGUCAUCCGGGUAGCGAUCCUGUUCGAUACGCUUGGGUACCUGGGCUAUGCUCUUUCGAGGGACGCAGGACUGUUCAUGCUUUCGGGUGUGGUGGCGGCUAUUGGUGGGAUUGGGUCACCUACUCUUCAGUCAGCGCUGACAAAACACGUCCCUGCGGACCAGACUGGACAAUUGCUUGGUGCUAGUGGGCUGUUGCAUGCGCUGGCCAGGGUGGUAGCCCCGACGGCGUUCAAUGCAAUCUACUCUGCUACGGUCGGCAAGUAUACACAGACGGUCUUCGUAUGUCUGGCCGCUACGUUCGGGUUGGCGUUCGUGAUCAGUUGGUUUAUUAGGCCACAUGUCUACCUGGACCCCAGCGAUAUGAAAGACGAAGAUGAGGAAGUCGACGAGACUACCAAUGCCAGCGCCAACAUACCGAUUGUUUCGAGCAUUGGAGCAGUGGUAACUUCCGUUGUUGGCAAGGUCGUGUCGGGUUGA